Molecule: messenger RNA, 780 nt
Organism: Didymodactylos carnosus
Lineage: Eukaryota; Metazoa; Rotifera; Eurotatoria; Philodinida; Philodinidae
Source: the annotation of a GenBank genome assembly
AUGAAUGGUAAUAACGUUAUUAAACAUUCGUCCGAUCAAUUUGACGAUGGUUAUUCAGCAUCCAUCAAUGCAAAUAGUCGAAUCACAUUGGCUAAUAUCUCUGUCAGGAAUGAACAUGUUCGGUUAACUUCACCACCACAACAACAAAUAGUUAAUAGCUGGACAUUAGGAUCAACAACAGUUAAUAAAAAAAUGGAAGAUGGAAGACAAACAGACAUUGAGUAUGAACCGACGUCACUGCAAUUAGUUGCUAAAGAAUUGGUUACAGAUGAAAAAAUUCGAAAAAUUGCACGGAAUAUAUUAACACAUAAAUCAGUUUUGAUGUCAAAAACAGAUAUUAUAAAUAUAUCGACACAUUCGCCGAUGAACCGUGACCAAGCCAAACAACGACUAUUGAACGAUAAUUUGAUUAAGCGUAAUAUGUUUUUCUCGUCUCGUAAUAAGACCAACAAUACUUUAGUCCAACAUGAAGGAUUCAUGAAGUCGUUUCCUGCGGAUUCAUCGCUGACGGAACAGUUGGCAUUCAUGAAAAAAUUGAGUCAAUUUAAUUUAACAUGGCAACAGUAUUUGAAUUCAUUUACUAAUGGUCAACAGAUUACAAUUGAUCCAAUCACCAACAAACCGAUAAUAACGAUUUUCAAUGUUCAUACAACCAAUGCAUGGUUUAUAUCAGAAAAAGCUGAAUCUAUAUUCAGAUCCGAACCGUAUUAUGGAGAUUAUGUUAAUUAUAAUGAACAUCAAGUACUGAGACCAAUUCAACAAGUCGCAACAAGUUUAUGA